AUGCGGCACAAUCCGACAGCUGAAGAACUUGAGCUUGCAGUUUCCGAGGUAUUGGAAAAGUCUGACAAGGACCUAACAGCCAAAGAAGUCCGAGAGAAACUACUUCAGGAGAAUGGCAAAGGAUGGAAGGUGCCUGCAGAGCGCCGAAUUGCCAAGUUUGUCAAGCGACAGAACAGUCGCAAAAAUCUCAAAGAUUCGGGAGAUGACAAGAAAGGGCUAAUUAGUCGCUUUUUCAAAGGCGAUAGCAAGACAAAGAGCCCAGCACGCAACAAACAACAAGAUGCAGAAAAGCCAGAAGCGCAUCCAGACGAUACAUCCAUGUCGACCGUGGAAAAUGAGAAAAAAGGAGGCUUACGGAACUCAUUCGCCCGAGUGUUUUCUACCCGGAAAAGCAGCUCCCCAAAGGCUUCCGAGAAAGAGGCUGAGAAAAGCGCGGAGGAAGUUAUCCCUGUUGCAGUCGCAGAAGCCGUAGAGACUGAUAAGCCAACAACCAACACUGUGCAUCAACUGCCCGAUGUCACCAAUCCACCUCCUGCAACUGAUGAUUCUCCAAUAUUGAAGGAUCCAGCACAAAAAGAGGAUUGCCCCAAACCGCCGGUGGCAACAGGACAUUGUGGGGAAUUGGGUGCAGAAAAGAGCGCCGAAAGUGCCGUCGUUGCAAACCGCAAGCAGGAAGACAAAUGGAUGUCACACGAGGUCGACGUCGCGAAGACCUUUGCCUACUUGGAUGACAACGACGGAAAGCGAAAUGAUUGUGACUGUGAACUUUGCAUUAUUCAGUGA
This is a messenger RNA of Seminavis robusta, 783 nucleotides long. Lineage: Eukaryota; Bacillariophyta; Bacillariophyceae; Naviculales; Naviculaceae. The record is from the annotation of a GenBank genome assembly.